Penicillium coprophilum is the source of this 1857-nucleotide messenger RNA. It is a transcript of the gene samB, whose product is annotated as MYND-type zinc finger protein MUB1. The record is from RefSeq and is a predicted model, not a curated record. The transcript has a single exon. Bases 1 to 1857 code for a protein of 618 amino acids. Gene Ontology annotation, cellular component: MUB1-RAD6-UBR2 ubiquitin ligase complex. NCBI's taxonomy places the organism in Eukaryota, Fungi, Ascomycota, Eurotiomycetes, Eurotiales, Aspergillaceae. Gene Ontology annotation, biological process: ubiquitin-dependent protein catabolic process; establishment or maintenance of cell polarity.
AUGCGGGAAGUCAAUUUUAGCAUUCCCAAUGUGAAUAAGGCCUCGGUCAACAUCACCACCACCCUCUAUGACCGACGUGCCCUUGAUUGCACAUCGACUUUACCGCUCAUCAACUCUCUCAACCAUCUUGCAUACCUCACAACUUCGUCCGCCCGGAUUCGUGACAUUCUCACCGUCGACGGUGGCAUCGAGCGACUAGUAUGCAUCCUCAAAGAAGGACGGAGCAAGGAUUUGAUGGAAAUGUGGAAAUGGAGCCUCGCCUUUCAAUGUGUUGUCAACAUCGGCGUGCGGGGCUCUGAGAGCGUGAGGACCAGAGUGGUGGAAGCCGAUAUGGUCCCCGUCAUUGCCACCAUCCUGAACAACUACAUCAAGGUAGUGGACAAGGUGCGGUCGCGGUCCGAUCCCGAUACCGAAAGACAAACAUCUUCCAGGCACUCGAAGCCCAGCACCAGCCGAGAUGUCUCCACUCCCACCCCGAUGGAUGCAGAUACCCAGACCGAGUCACACCCACAGGUCGAGUCACAUCAACCACGUCGACAAGCCCCUCCGCCGAGUAUCGAAAUUCCCCGGCCUUUUUACCAAGAUAGCCAGCCCAAUGACUCCGAUGCCAUGGACCUCACAUCUCCUCCUCGUGUCCCUAUGACAUCCCCUCCGGAGCGCAGCACAUUUGGCCAAGAAGCCCAUAAUCACCGGUCCAACGAUGGGCGAUUCCCACGUGCUAGCGUUCGUCUGCGGUCAAUGCAACCUCUUGCCACGGCUGUUCCCUCCAUGGAUACCACAGAUGGAUUUGGACUACGUCCUGUGCGUGAUGCCGAGCGUCUUCCUAGCAUGCUUCCUGGUUUGCAGGUUGGGAUCGUUUCACAACCCGACUCUCCGACCACACCAAGUGGCCCCCUCCACUCACAGCCUCGCAGCCUUCCCCAAACAAUCGCCGCCCGACAACGUCCUUCCAUCCGUCAGCAGCAGUCCACUUCCGGCGAAUCGGAUGAUGCCAACGGGGAAGAUUUGACUAUGGGAGAUGAUAGCGCGAUGGGGCAGCCCACUGAAACCAUCGUUGGACUCCCCAACCGGAUGGAACUUGACGGUGUUAACGAGCGGGAAACAACAAUGCUAGAUGAUGUCUCCACCGCUCAUGAUCUGACCGUCAAUGAUCCCUCUGAAGAGGGCGGCCCAGAAGUGGAGACCUUCAACAUUACUCAUCGUUCAACUGUCGACGGUAGCAUUAUUAAUAACGGCAACACACAGACCAAUGGCGGACUAGGUCUCUCUCCCACACAAGCCACCAACAAUCCUAAUUCUCCUACUCUCGCUCCCAGCCCUUACGCCUUGUACCUCCGUGACCGCAAUGCCCCCGCAGCCCAAGGAGUCUUGACAACCAUGCCUCGUGAUGAGGAUGUCUUGAUGUCCCUUCAGCUACUGGCGUAUGUCUCCAAAUACUGCAACCUACGAUCCUACUUCCAGUCAUCCCAUCUUGUCCCCAAGUUGAAGAUUGAUCGCGAACUCCACCUUUUGGAUGAGAAUGCUGAUUCUUCUUCACCAAUUGAUAUGUGCGAGGAGGAAGACGAGUACCUGCUUCCUGACGAUGUCAACAUCUUCCCCCUGGUGGAGAAAUUUACUGUCCGACACCACUCCAAGGACAUGCAAUACUGGGCGUGUGUGGUCAUGAGAAACCUUUGCCGUAAGGAUGAGGCGAGGGGUGGCAUCCGCCAAUGCGCCUACUACAAGUGCGGCAAAUGGGAAGAAUUCCAGCGUCAGUUCGCCAAGUGUCGGCGUUGCCGUCGCACCAAGUACUGCAGCAAAGAUUGCCAGAAAUCUGCCUGGGUAUACCACCGGCACUGGUGCCAUACUACCCCUUGA